AUGUCCGAAACGCUGUACACGCGCUGCGCCGAGGUGCUCGCCCACUGCCAGGCGCAGCUCAAGGACGACCUCCCCGCGCUCCUCGACCCCGCCUCGGGCUUUGCGCCCCAGCUCAGGCAGAUAUGCACCCAGUGCGUCGCAGAUCUAGAAGACAGCGGCGAGGCCACCCUCGACGAGCUCAACGCCCUCAAACUCGAAAGCAACACCUGGGGCCUCCUCCAAGCCCUAAUCCCCCUCCGCAAAACCGACCCCCCCGCCCACCCCACCGCCCGCGCCCUCCUCGCCGAAAACCCAUACACGCCCCCCGCCGCCCUCGCACACGCCACGAUGGCCGCCUCCCGCGCCCUCGCAGAGCUCGUCGUCGUCCGCGAGUGGCUCCACGACACCGCGCCCCAGCCCCUCCGCCCCGACGUCCCCACCGGCUACUGGAAGUUCACGAAGCACCGCGCCACCCACGCCCUCCGCACCGCCGGCGCCGCGCACGCAACUGGCGCGCCGGGCAUCGUCGUCAAGCUCGAUCCCGACGCCGUUGUGAGAGAGGACGGCCGCGCGCUCGCGGCGGACGAUGCGAACCACGAGAAAAUGCUCGCGCAAGCGCUCUUCGCGUACGUGCGCGCGGGCAGGCUCGACGACGCCGUCGAGCUCUGCAGGAAGAUGCACCAGCCGUGGCGCGCGGCGAGCCUCCGCGGCGCGCAGCUCUUCCAGUGGAAGGCCAUCUCGACAGAACCGCGCGACGACGACGACGGCGACGACGCGGACGAUGCGGUGCAGGACGGAGAGCGGGAGGACGCCGCGUUCGACGCGUGGCACGGCAACAGGCGCCGCAGGCUGUGGAAGGCGGCCUGCACGCGCGCCGCGCUCGACCCCCGCCUCCCUGACACCGAGCGUGCGCUCUACGCCUCCCUCGCACCGUCCCCGCGCACCGCCACCAUCUUACAGUCCGCGUGCCGCACAUGGGAGGACACGCUGUGGGCGCGCAUCGGGGUCCUGUGCGAGGAGCGCGCGAGCGCGGCGAUGGAGCGCCUUAGGGGCGCGUUUUGGGAGGGCGGGGCGGCGGCGGUGGGGCGUGCAGAGGAAGAGGAGGAAGAGGAGGAAGAGGAGGAGGAGUGGAGGGAGGAGGUGAAGAGGACGCUGCAGGCGCUCGCGAGCGUCCAGGUCGAAGACGGGCUCCCUGCGGACAACGCGUUCCACAUGUCGCAGCUGCACAUCAUCCUCGACAGCACGGAGCACCUCCUCGACGACUUUGCGAGCCGCCUCCAGAACGGGCUCUACGACCGCUCCGCGUCCGAGUACCCGACCAUGACGCGCUUCUUCGCGCACCUGUGUCUCUUCCUGCAGAUGAUCGAUCUCCCCGCGUCCCCGCUUGCGACGCAGGUCAUCCUCGAAGCCUAUCUGCGCGUGCUCGAGGACGCCGGCCAGCGGCACCUCAUCGCAAUGUACGCCGGCGCGCUGGGCGACAACGCCGUCGAGCGCUACGCGCUCUUCCUCACCUCCCUCGGGCUGAGCGCCGCGCCCGCCGAGCGGCGCCUCGCACUAACGCGCGCACGCGCACACGGGCUCGACCCCGCGCGUGUCGCGAUCGCCACCGCGGAGCGCACGAUCGAGCGCGCGUUCGACGUGCUCCCGAACGUGCUCCGCGGCCCGCUGCCCGCGCUCGCGGGCGGCGGGCUGCGGCCGGAGAAGGGCGCGGAGGGCGGGGAGGACGCGGAGGCGCUGUUGGUGCGGUCGAUCGAGUGGACGGUGUUGAUGGAGGCGACGUAUGACACGGCGCUGGAGCAGGCGAACGUGAUCCUGCGCUAUCUCCUCGCGGCGGGGCGCGUGCAGGUCGCGGCGGAGCUGCUGGAGGUGUUGCCCCCGGAGCUCGCGUCGCUUGGCGCGCCCGAGGAGCGCGCGACGGAGUACGCGCACUAUAGGCAGUUCUUCGCCAUCUGGGCCGCGUUCGAGCGCGUGCUCGCGUGCCAGGCGCGCGAGGGCGCGCAGGCGACGCGCGACGCGCGCGCGGAGUGGCUCUCGGAGUACGCGGGCCUGGUCGACGAGACGCGGGAGCGCGUCGUGAAGCUGCUCACGACGGACUGGCUGGUCCCCGAGCCGGACGCGGGCGGUGCGACAGGCGACCGCCGCCUGCGCGAGCUCACGCGCAUCCGGCAGAUCUACGUCCCGGAGCUCGUCCUCCGGCUGCACGUCCUCCUCCUCGAGUCGCGCGCCCAGAUCCCGCAGAAUGUCACGCGCGCGCUCGCGCUCGCGACCCUCGUCGCGGACUCGCGAUACAGGCUCUACGAGGACUUUGCGCUCAACGGGCACAGUUUGGCGGUGUACCUCGGCGCGGUGCGCACCGCGGUGCUCGCGGCGCUCGAGCACGGCGGAUCGGACCCGUUCAUGGCGGUCGCCGCGUGAACCCGCGCGCGUCCGUGUGGUGGAGGGUUCGUGAACGCGCCAGUGGGCGACGCGCUGUCGUGUAUCUUAUCUUACUUGUUGCUCGUGGGCGUGCGCCGUUUGCUGCUGUACGUGAAAAUUGCGGGCCACCGUACGUGCGGCCGUUAUAUAUUGUGUUGUUCGACGCU
Heterobasidion irregulare TC 32-1 is the source of this 2561-nucleotide messenger RNA. RefSeq lists its product as uncharacterized. Gene Ontology annotation, molecular function: structural constituent of nuclear pore. The transcript is spliced from 13 exons. NCBI's taxonomy places the organism in Eukaryota, Fungi, Basidiomycota, Agaricomycetes, Russulales, Bondarzewiaceae. Gene Ontology annotation, biological process: protein import into nucleus; post-transcriptional tethering of RNA polymerase II gene DNA at nuclear periphery; mRNA export from nucleus. Gene Ontology annotation, cellular component: nuclear pore outer ring; nuclear pore. The record is from RefSeq and is a predicted model, not a curated record. The coding region runs from base 1 to 2394 and encodes 797 amino acids.